Messenger RNA from Clonostachys rhizophaga, 1566 nucleotides. Lineage: Eukaryota; Fungi; Ascomycota; Sordariomycetes; Hypocreales; Bionectriaceae. The record is from the annotation of a GenBank genome assembly.
AUGGGGUCAACGAACCACCAAGACCCCCACCGCCAGGUGCCAACACCUCCUGCUGAAGACACUCUCUACAGCCGUCCAUCUGCAGCUCAGGCGGCUGCUGAUGUUAUUCCCAUCCUCGUGGAUGACACAUAUCAUGUAUUCCAUCUCACAACACCCCCGUUCACAAGACACCACCCUCCCCGUCUCAGAUCUACCUGGUCACGACUCAAGACGAAAGACUUGGUAAACUGGACCAGAGACCAAGAAAUGGUUCUCCGUCCAGGAGCUAAUUCGUCAGACCCCGAUGCUGACGGGGCGUGGACUGGAUGUGCCGUCCAGGGACCAGAUGGGUGCAUGAACAUCUUCUACACUGGUUACAACCUCUCACAGAACGGCAAGCAAGUGAUUCUGCGAGUGGUGUCAAGCGAUGCGCACGGGACGGUGUUCGAGGGAGAAGCGAAAGUCAUCACUAUCCAUGGAGAUGGGUCGCAGUACGAGGAGAUUGAUUUUCGAGACCCUUACAUCUUCUUUAAUGAAGCAGAGGGUAAGUACUGGAUGCUCGUUUCGAGGCGCCUCGCUGCCGGCUCGUACUGGUACAGAGGGUGUAUCGCACUGUUAAGAUCAACAAAUCUCGACACGUGGGAGCUCGACCCCGAACCUCUGUAUGCACCCAAUGAUAUGCUAUGCCCAGAAUGUCCGGAGAUGUUCCCGCUCCCAAAUGGCAAAUGGUAUCUGGUCUACUCCAGGUUCCAUGCACCAAACGCGGGAACUGUGUAUCGCAUCGCCGAUAGCCCUCGAGGGCCUUUUCGCAUCCCGAGAGACGGGUCGCAUGGGAGGCUGGAUGGAAGGAGGUGGUAUGCGGCCAAGUCCUGCCCCAAGGCCAAAGAUCCCGAGAGGCGGGUGUACUUUGGCUGGGUGGGCGACUAUGUCGAUGAGGAGGGGAAGUGGCUAUGGGGAGGCGACCUUGGGGUUCCUCGUGAAAUAUCCGCCGGAGAGCAAGGCUGCCUGAAGCUCGAAGUAGCCAGCACGUACCUGAAUUACCUUCGGCAGUAUUCGCAACCAUUGACACCUGGCAUCAGCCCAACCUUGGAUUUAACUUCUAUCGGGUCUACCGUCAACCACUUCCCCAAGAUUAGUCCUCAGGAGGAAGAUCGGGAUCUGCUAGUCAGCUUCCGCCUCGCAAGUGACGCUCACGCUUGCGGCGUGGUGUUUCAGCAUGACAACACAGGAAAAGGCUACACUUUGCGGUUUGAGCCGUCGACGUCUGGCCUCUUCUCGAUGUCGCUGCUUGUGGAUUUUCCGUCUUUAGAUGACUUUUGGGCCGACCAGUAUAACAUCCAUCUUCCUCGGCCCGUGGAUGGUCCCGAGAUUACUAGACACGAAGAAUUAGACGUCUCCGACGGAGUAAUUCUAUUAUUGAGAGGGCAAGUCAUUGAAGCAUUUUGUGGAGGCCGUUCCAUAACCUGGCGUCUCCCCCUCCAUUAUCGUUCGGCCAAACCCACGGGAGAAACAAAGCGACUAGGCUGGUUUGUAGAGGAUGGCUCAAUGUCGCUCAGUGAUCUCAGCAUGCUCUCUGUGAAGACAUAA